AUGGAUUCAUUUAACGGAAUCUCAGACAACCUCUACCACAUAAUCCUCACCACGUCCCACAUCCAAAAGAAUCCCAACAAUGUGGUCGAAAAGGUCCGUGUUCCCGGUACCUACACCUCGCUCAUGACAGCCAAGGCAGCGGCCCAUAGCUGUCUCUACGAGGCCGGAUACGAAAGAGACUGGUUCGAAGUCUACGAAACUAAGAUCGAGGCCAUUGCGGGAGAGGCACAGAGAGGCAAUCUCCCGGAGCGCAGAGGGUUAAUGGUCUAUGCCAUCGCUCCCGAUGGGACAACCUUCCGAGUUCGAAUCAACACCACGGCCAAUGAUAAGAAUCUCACCAGUGACCUUCCGGAUGGCCGGAUCUCGGUACCGCUGUACUAUGUCAUCCAAGCGAACGUUGAGUACAGUGGCGAUGAAGGGAGCCUGGUGCGAGAUAUCAAUGUGGAAGGAACAUUCACUUCUUACGACGAGGCGAGGGAGUUUGCGAGUGGCGUGCUGCUGUCUGCAGAGGAUGGCAUCACGAAAGAAAGCUUUGCAAACUAUACUGAGGCAGCGCCGAGUGAAACGGACUGUGGGUUUGGAGAGAAUGUCAUUGUGCAUGCGGCUUCCGAAUAUGGGACGAAUUAUAUGGUGACUGUCAUUAAGAACCAGGAACUCCAGGCUGUGAAACUGGCAGAAGCGGCGAUGAAAAUCCGCUGA
This is a messenger RNA of Aspergillus ochraceoroseus IBT 24754, 699 nucleotides long. RefSeq lists its product as uncharacterized. The record is from RefSeq and is a predicted model, not a curated record. The coding region runs from base 1 to 699 and encodes 232 amino acids. The transcript has a single exon. Lineage: Eukaryota; Fungi; Ascomycota; Eurotiomycetes; Eurotiales; Aspergillaceae.